Molecule: messenger RNA, 1713 nt
Organism: Symbiodinium necroappetens
Lineage: Eukaryota; Dinophyceae; Suessiales; Symbiodiniaceae
Source: the annotation of a GenBank genome assembly
AUGGCGCAGACCCGAACUGCUGUGAGCAAGCUCAUCACUUGGGAGGGCCAGCACUAUGACUUCCUUCAGUCUUUGAUUUUUUCUGCCCAGGAGAGGAACUUCUUCCCCUCCGAGGGCUGCUUUUACCAUUGGGCCGCAGAAGAGAGGCCGGACUUCAUCGUUUUCGGCUUCACGGUGUGCCAUCUGGCCAUGAUCAUCGGCGAGGCUCUGGGCAUCCCUCUCGUGGGCUUCAUCUGCCAACCGGACCACAAGAUCGAGGAGCGGCGGGACACAUCCACCGCGGUCGAUCAACUCCUGGAGCCGACGCGAAAGGCCAUGAACUCCGAGGGUUUCAAUGCGGCCCUGAUGAGCGUGAUGCAGCAGAUGUCGGUGCGGGGACAGAGUUUGAACUGCUUGCGGCGGACACGGGGGCUGAUCACCAUCCCAGCUGGACUCACGGACAGCAUGGUUCACUUUGAUGAGCUCCACGAGCAAGGGGUGCCGAUGGUCGUGCCUAUCAGUCCAGUCGCAGUGGGCAACUACUUGCAGCAGCUUCAGCAAUACAUCCUCACAGACUUCGUUUUUCUUCGAACUAAAGGUGAUGUGCUCGAUGAUGAGCUGUCCAGCUUCGUCAAGCAAGCUAAAGAUGCCGGGAGGCGAAUCCUGCUUAUCACCUUCUCAUCAAUGCCGGUCGGAGAGAAGACGAUCCUUGACCUAGCGCUGCAGGCUUGCGACUCUGAGCUGCUGCUCUUCCCGCCAAAGCCACCAGCACCCAAUGGUCCAAAGCUGCCCAUUGCGGUGAUCGCGAUGACAGGUGGGCAAGAACACGACCGAGCGAGCGGCGAGAGCCUGGAGCGUGUCCAGCAGCUCCGCAAGGAUGGCCGCCUCCUCGUGAGGAGCAAAGGAGCCUCCUUUGCGGCGCUGUUCCCACUGCUGGACGCACUCAUCGGGCAGGGUGGCCUGGGCGUUACGUCGGAGGCACUGCGAGCCGGCGUACCGGUGAUAACCAGCGGCAUCCUGCUUUUGGACCAGCGCUGGUGGGCCGCGAGGGUGAAAGACCUGGGCUGUGGCUCGAAGCCGGUAAAGGUGGACCGUCUCCUCAAGUGGGACUACAGCUUUGAUGCGCCACGUGUUGUUGGCAUGCUGCACAAAGCACUGCGGGAUGCGAGCGAUGAUGGAGAGCAGACCUGGACGCAGCGGUCGAAGCAGGUCUCCUCCAUGCUGCAGCGAGCAGCAGGCGACGAUCCGGAUGGUGUUAUUCGGAAUGCAAAGGUGGUUUUUAAAGCUGGAACCGAAGAUGCGGUGAUCCUUGAAGACUGCUAUGCAGAGGGCAGGGAUUGCUGCUCAUGCAUUAGCCGCCAAGCUCGAUGUUGUUGCCGCUGCAUUGAGCAUUUUCUUCGCUGCAUCUUCUUCUUGAACCUCCCCACGAUGCUGUAUGUGUGCGUUCUGUUUGUGGCACAGUGCUUCUGCUGCCUGCCUUGUCGACAUCUUUGUUGUAACCGGAGGAGAGCGAAAAGCCCGGCCACCAAGGACGAGGAGGAGGAGGACUCCUCGGUGUCGGACUCGGGUCUGGAGUCCGAGAGCGAGGCCUGGUUCCUUGAUUUGAAUAUGCCAGGCGCCGCUAGGCAACAAAAGGCACAUACGCCCAAAGCCGGCGUGGUGCUGAAAGCAUCUUGGCCUUCUGGGAGGCGCAGCGGAACCAGGGAAAAGAGGCCGAAGGCAUCCGAAAGAGCA